This is a messenger RNA of Chrysochloris asiatica (Cape golden mole), 1659 nucleotides long. Its product is annotated as cytochrome P450 1B1-like. Bases 1 to 1659 code for a protein of 552 amino acids. The record is from RefSeq and is a predicted model, not a curated record. Gene Ontology annotation, molecular function: heme binding; monooxygenase activity; iron ion binding. The transcript has 2 exons. Lineage: Eukaryota; Metazoa; Chordata; Mammalia; Afrosoricida; Chrysochloridae.
AUGGCCACGAGCGUCGGUCCAGACGAUCCUCGGCCUCCGAGCUCGCUCCUCACCCAGCAGACCACGCUGCUGCUAUUCCUGUCUGUGCUGGUCGCCGUGCACCUGGGCCAGUGGCUGCUGAGACAGAGACGGCGGCAGCCAGCGUCUGUGCCACCUGGGCCUUUCCGUUGGCCAGUGAUAGGAAACGCUGCAACCAUAGGUUUGGCGCCACACCUCUCGUUCGCGCGCUUGGCACAGCGUUACGGCGACGUUUUCAAGAUCCACCUGGGCAGCUGCCCCAUCGUGGUGUUGAAUGGCGAGCACGCCAUCCACCAGGCCCUGGUGCGACAGGGCGCCGCCUUUGCUGACCGACCACCCUUCGCCUCCUUCCGCGUGGUGUCUGGCGGCCGCAGCGUAGCCUUUGGCCAGUACUCGGAGACGUGGAAGGCGCGGAGGCGCGCGGCCUACAGCACGGUGCGCGCCUUUUCCACGCGCCAGCCGCGCAGCCGCCGCGUCCUCCAGGACCACGUGCUGAGCGAGGCGAGAGAGCUGGUGGCGCUAAUGGUUCGUGGCUGUGAGGACGGUGCCUUCCUUGACCCUAGGCCGCUAACCGUGGUGGCCGUGGCCAACGUCAUGAGCGCAGUGUGCUUCGGUUGCCGCUACAGCCACGACGACGCCGAGUUCCUCGGGCUGCUCAGUCACAACGAGGAGUUCGGACGCACGGUGGGUGCGGGAAGCCUGGUGGACGUGCUGCCCUGGUUGCAGCGCUUCCCAAACCCAGUGCGCACCGCUUUCCGCCAGUUCGAGCAGCUCAACCACAACUUCAGCAACUUCGUCCUCGAAAAGUUCCUGAAGCACCGGGAAAGCCUUCGCCCGGGGAUGGCUCCCCGUGAUAUGAUGGACGCUUUCAUCCUUUUGGCAGAAAAACAGGCGACCGAGGAAUCAGGAGACAGUGGUGCCAAGCUGGACCUGGAGGAUGUGCCAGCUGUCAUCACCGACAUCUUUGGUGCCAGCCAGGACACUCUCUCCACCGCACUGCAAUGGCUGCUGGUCCUCUUCACUAGGUACCCUGAAGUGCAGGCUCGAGUACAGGCAGAAUUGGAUCAAGUUGUGGGUAGAGAUCGGCUCCCUUGUAUGGAUGACCAGCCCCACCUGCCCUACAUCAUGGCUUUUCUUUAUGAAGCAAUGCGCUUCUCUAGCUUUGUGCCUGUCACCAUUCCUCACGCCACCACCACGGAUGCCUCUGUCUUGGGCUACCACAUCCCCAAGAACACGGUGGUUUUUGUUAACCAGUGGUCUGUAAAUCAUGACCCAGUGAAGUGGCCUAACCCAGAAGAUUUCAAUCCAGCCAGAUUCUUGGACAAAGACGGCUUCAUUGAUAAGAACCUGGCCAGCAAUGUGAUGAUUUUUUCAAUGGGCAAACGGCGGUGCAUCGGGGAAGAGCUCUCCAAGAUGCAGCUGUUUCUCUUCAUCUCCAUCCUGGCUCACCAGUGCAAUUUCAGGGCCAACCCAGAUGAGCUCUCAAAAAUGGAUUUCAGUUAUGGCCUGACCAUUAAACCGAAGUCAUUUAAAAUCAACGUUACUCUCAGGGAGUCCAUGGAGCUCCUUGAUCAUACCGUCCACAAGUUACAAGCCGAGGAAGAUCACCUGUGUGAGGCCAGAGGCAAGCUAAAAUCUUAG